Molecule: messenger RNA, 1112 nt
Organism: Sarcophilus harrisii (Tasmanian devil)
Lineage: Eukaryota; Metazoa; Chordata; Mammalia; Dasyuromorphia; Dasyuridae
Product: keratin-associated protein 9-3-like
Exons: 1
Coding region: 290-754 (154 amino acids)
Cellular component (GO): keratin filament
Source: RefSeq, a predicted model, not a curated record
CGGAAUUUUUGAGAGAUGAGACACUGCCUCGUCAUUUUCUAGUUAUAAAGAUACAAUGAGUAUUCAUUGAGCAACAAAGCAAAUCCAAUUUUAUUGCUUUGGUAGUAUUUUAAAAAUAGCUCAUGAGCCUGUGAUCAGAGAGAACAAGCUUGACAAUAAUAAAAUGGAAGUGCUGACUGUUACAUAAACAUUAACUCCAAGAGGUUUAUAAAAGGCUGAAUAUCCAAGUUCAAGCAAAUUUGAAAAAACGUCAUUUCAUAAGUAAAACAGAAACAGACUUAUUGAUACCAUGUCUUGCUGCAACACCUGUUCCACCAGCUUCUGUGGUUUUCCCAGUUGUUCUACUGGAGGGAACUGUGGAUCUAACUGCUGUCAGGACAGCUGUGGAACUAGUUGCUGUCAACAGGGUGGCUGUGGAACCAGCUGUGGUGCUAGCUGUGGAACCAGCUGCUGCCAACAGGGUGGUUCUGGGAUCAGCUCUGGGGCUGGCUGUGGACCCACCUGUGAGACCACUUGCACAACCCGGUGUUACCAACCCCCAUGCUGUGGAUAUGAGAGCUGCCGCACCAGGUGGUGUCGCCCAGACUGUAGAGUUGAAGGAACUUGCCUGCCACCUUGUUGUGUGGUUAGCUGUACUCCCCCAUCUUGCUGCCAGCUGCAUCAUGCCCAGGCUUCUUGCUGCCGCCCAUCCUACUGUGGUCAGUCUUGCUGCCGUCCAGCUUGCUGCUGCUACUGCUGUGAGCCCACCUGCUAAAGACCAAUUUACAAAUUUUAUGGCUGAGAUAUGAUUUUGAAAUUGACUAGGUACUCACAGACUCUUGGAUUCCAAAGAAAUUUCAAGUCUAUCAAUUUUCUGAACUGCAACCUUCAGCUGACUUCCUGCUACUGAAAAUGUUUUAAAAACCCAAACUUGGAAUCCUUAGAUAUGCUGAGACACUUGGGAAUCCCCAGAGAAAAAGAGAAAUAAAAUAUCUCAACAACCCAUUAGAAUAUCUCCUCUUCUUUGAUUCAAAAAUUAACUUUAAGUUUCCUUGCACAAAGUUUUCCUUUGUUUCAUGAUUUCUUAAAUCAUACUUGACAAUAAAGGAUUUUAAAAAAAAACUUCUAAUAAA